This is a messenger RNA of Helicoverpa zea (corn earworm), 2945 nucleotides long. RefSeq lists its product as uncharacterized. NCBI's taxonomy places the organism in Eukaryota, Metazoa, Arthropoda, Insecta, Lepidoptera, Noctuidae. The record is from RefSeq and is a predicted model, not a curated record. The transcript is spliced from 10 exons. Bases 1259 to 2896 code for a protein of 545 amino acids.
AUAUUACUGUAGUGUUAAUGUCAUUAAGGCACAAUGAAGAAAGUAUUUAUGUUUUUUCUUGUUGUCGAUACUGACCGUAAAGCUAACAAGCUUGGCUGGUGCGACAGUGGCGCCCUCGCACUCAAACAAACACAAAAUUAAGUAAAUGUAUGGCUGACUGGAUUUGUUGAUACAUGGACAUUCUGAUAGAUGGCUCUGCUUUGAACUUGUGAUUUUAAUGGAAAAUAAAAAUAAAUUAAUUAAUUUGCAUCUUUGUAGUCACUUAGGUCACUUAAUAGGUUCACAGUUCUUAUCGGUAUGUUCCAUUGCGAAUUGUGAAUGUUAUUUGAAGGUUCUAUUGCGACUUUGGUUACGGCGACUAUAGGAGGCGAGGUUUUCUAAUAAACCUCCUUUAUAACUCCUCAAAAUCUUCUGGAAUACCUGAUGACAUAAGUAUAUUGUGACGUGAUGUUACUGUUUUAAACUAAGUUUCAUUGUUAUUAGAUAUUAUAGGGAAUAUUAGAUACCUACGCUAUAACUCGAGGCAUUGUGCUGGAGGGGGCUUCGAUGAAAAACUGCUAUGCCAUAAGUAAUAAGUAGCCAUAAGGAGCCAACUAUGUAAUAAGAGGAAGACAUCAGGUGGGUGCCCUCGCAAUAGUCAAACCGAUGUCAACCUGUGAUGCUAUAGUAAAAUUAUAAACCAUCAAUUCAGGAAACAGAAUUUAGGACGAAAUUAGCAGGUUUUCAAAAUUAGACGAUGGCACGGGUUUUUAAUGUUUUAUUCGUGAGUGGCUUUCUUGUUUUUUAUUAUAAUAUAACAAGAAUGAUGUCGCUGACUUUCUCACAAACCCAUUCAAAUUCAUAUCAAGUUAUACUGAAGCUCAUUUGGAAAUCCAAAUGUGUUUAGGUACCAUAUGUACCUGAACGGUCUUUUUCCAAAUUACCUUCUGCAGAUGGCUGUUCAAUUAUCAGGAUUGGUUAUGUUAUUAGAAAAGACACCACGAUGCUAGUUUAAACGACUUGACUUAAGCCCUCGUGUGCCUUAAAGUAUCGUCCAGCAUCAAUGACGAAAGUGAUAUACUAAGAAGUAGGUACUUCUUACACUUAAGUUGACAUAUUUCCUCGAAUAGAAUUCGACGAGCCUUGCCGUCGGGAGCCCAGCUGAUGUGUUUACAUAAGAUUUGAAGUGGAUGUAUCUGCAGCUUCUUGACCGUUCAAAAAUAACCCACAUCCAACAUCAAUUAGAACAUUGAAAAGCAUCUUAAAUUGAAAAAAAAAAAUGGAUCCCGAAGAGAUUAUGAGACGUAAGUUUCGGGCCAAGUGCCGUUUUAAAGCUGUUGGUCGCAUGGUGAUGGCCAACUGCUACUGGCUGAUAGAAGCGGCUGACCAAUACGAGGGCGUGGAAGAUGUGAAGAGGAGAGUCGCUCAGGCAGUCCGCGGGAAGGCAAAGAAGAAACGCCUCUUGAAUAUAAAUGAUAAAGCGCUUCUGAACAAGCCUAACUGUGACAGGACAGACACGGAGAAAAAGUAUAUUUACCGCAUCAUUGGCGGACUGAAAUGUUUUAAGCGGUAUCCUAACCAUGUUAAAAAGAAGUUGGCAGCGGUAACGUAUUUCAAGUACUACGGUCCAAACCGUGUUAUAGUCCGUCAACAUCACGAUGCUUCUGCGCUGUACUUCAUCGUGACCGGUGACGUCACGGUCAGUCAGAUGAUCUUCGAUGAGUUGCUGCAGCAGUACGUGUCUGUGGACAUCGGUAUCAUGCACCCGGGAGACAUGUUCGGAGAAGUGUCCUUGUUGCAUAAUAUCCCUAGGACGGCUACGUGUACAACUGUUGGUCACUGCGAAUUGUUAGCUUUGAUGAAGGAAGACUUCAAGAAUGUUCUCCAAGCAUCCGUGCAGAAGCAGUGGGAUGAAGUACGACGUGCUAUGUCCGCUUUCAGUUACUUUGAUGCACUCGAUGAGGUAGCGAGUCGUGAAGGAUGCAUCGUUGCAAAAAUGAAGACAUACAAUGCAAACGACAUAAUAUUGGGGGACGGCUGUGGCAUUCCCAACUUUAUUUACUUCAUCCUGUCAGGCCAAUGUCAGAUGAUUGAAACCCUCCAAAUCUCGGUCAACACGAGAUGCGGACAUACGUCUUACUCACUUUACGACCCAUACGUCCCUAAAGAAGAAAGUGAGCAGGAUUUAGAUACAAAAUAUUUUGGUGCUUAUAAAGAUAAAACUAAAUAUAUGAUGCAGUCUGACACCUCGGAUAUGUCUUCAAGUCGAUCAGGAUCGAAACGCGCAGAAAGUCUUUUGCGAGACAUUAAAAACAGAUCCAGUUCUAUGACUAAACGAGAUAGUAUACAAAUUAUACCAGAGGAGAGAGUGGCCCCGGACGUUCCCGCAGCUGGAUCGAAUGCAAGCCCAGCUGUGCCUGAAACCAUUCCUGAAGAAAAUGCUGAAGAAGACUCGGAUGACCGUCGUCAAUCGGUCAAAUCUGAAGUGUUGAUGCAUCCUUCUGAACAACAUCGCGAGUCCGUAAGGUUCAGCGUGCAGCACCCCCCUUUGAAGCUGAAUAUUCGGACCUAUUUUAUGCAGGUGUGCAAGUUUUACCCCGGCUCAACGUUUGGUUUCGGCGAGAAUAUGCGAGAUCGUAGGAUUGUUGCAGUAACUCCAGUUGACUGUAUGUUGAUGCCCAAGAUGUGGCUGCUGCAACGGAACACAGCAAAUAUCUGGUCACGCAUACAACACUUCCUUGAAAAGAAGAUACCAACAAAGCGGCAGUUGUUUCAAAGUUUCGUCUCAGAACGACGCUGGCAAGAGUUCCGUGAUCAGCUCGUGGGCGACAUAGUGGCGAGGUCCAACACUAUCAACUGGACCUCCUUGCAUGACGUGCCCUAUUCCAUACGCAUGGAGGAGAUGGUAGACAUUUGAAUUCUCUAUUAGAAGUUUAUGAAGCACGAAAUAAAAGUUGUAGAAAUAA